This is a messenger RNA of Cyclocybe aegerita, 1101 nucleotides long. NCBI's taxonomy places the organism in Eukaryota, Fungi, Basidiomycota, Agaricomycetes, Agaricales, Hemipholiotaceae. The record is from the annotation of a GenBank genome assembly.
AUGUCCCAACCACAAAUUGUCAUCCCAGCGAACAAUGCUCCCUACACCGACCUCCCACCUAUCAACACCGUCCUCUUCGAAGCAAAGGCGAAGAAGGGGCUGACGUUCGACCAGAUCGCCAAAGAGAUUGGAAAGGACGAAGUCUGGGUAGCAGCGGCUUUCUACGGCCAAGCCAAAUUCACCGAAGAUGAGUUGAAAAAGGUGUCCGAAAUCCUUGGAAUCGCCUCUGCAGACGCCUUGGGGGAGCUUGGGAACCAUUGGUGGCCAAACAGGGGACUAGGGCCCAUCCCGCCGCAAGAUCCUGUCAUCUAUCGUUUGUACGAGGGAGUUCUCGUCUAUGGACAUGCUAUCAAGGCUAUCAUCCAUGAAAAGUUCGGAGACGGGAUAAUGUCCAUGAUUGAUUGCAAAAUCAACGUUGAGAAGAAACCCGACCCCAAAGGAGACCGCGUCUUGUUGAGCUUCGAGACGCUCUCAUUCGUUCUCGAACUGACUUUCUCUGCACUCAAGCCUCUCAACAUGUGGCAGGAUCCCGCGUCGACCAAUUGCCGAUUGGACGAUGGCGAGGUUUCCAUUAGUGACUUAUUCCCAGAAUCCAAUUUCUCGCCGCCAUCUCCUACUUUACCUCCUCCGGAAGGAACGCUAUUCGUCGACUGCGAUCUGCUUCAGCCCAACAUUUUUGGUGAGCCGCUGCACGCGUCAACGAAUUUCGCUUGGGAUCUACCGGAACACAGGUUCCGGAACCAAUAUCAGGAGGCGUACAAAGCAAGUAGCAAACAGGUGGAUGCGCCUACGACUGUCGCUCGGGAAACGAAGGCAAAUUAUGAACUGAAUGCAGGACCUGCUGUUUCCUCCGGAGGUCUGCCAGUCCUGUUGGAAGUACCAGAAGGACAGAAAAUGCCUCGAGGAAAUCCUAACAGGCCAUCGAACCUUGUGAAACGACCUUCUUUUGGAGUAUUCGCGCCUAUAAUUACGAAGAAAAAGAAGACCAGCGUCGUUGGUGCUGCCGGAAGCAACCUAAGCAUAGUUGCGACAUCCGGCGGCUCUUAUGAUUUUAAGAACAAGCCUGCAAGCUCCACUGCCACCCCGACCAAUACAACUUGA